Messenger RNA from Prunus armeniaca (apricot), 447 nucleotides. The record is from the annotation of a GenBank genome assembly. NCBI's taxonomy places the organism in Eukaryota, Viridiplantae, Streptophyta, Magnoliopsida, Rosales, Rosaceae.
AUGGCCUCCAAGCGCAUCUUGAAAGAGCUUAAGGAUUUGCAGAAAGAUCCUCCAACUUCUUGCAGCGCCGGUCCUGUGGCUGAGGACAUGUUUCACUGGCAAGCUACGAUUAUGGGACCCCCUGAUAGCCCAUAUGCAGGAGGUGUGUUCCUAGUCACCAUUCAUUUUCCUCCUGAUUAUCCUUUCAAGCCCCCUAAGGUUGCAUUUAGGACUAAGGUCUUCCACCCAAAUAUCAACAGCAAUGGAAGCAUUUGUCUUGAUAUCCUUAAAGAACAAUGGAGCCCAGCACUAACUAUCUCUAAGGUAUUGCUCUCAAUUUGCUCACUGUUGACUGACCCUAAUCCUGAUGACCCUCUUGUGCCGGAGAUUGCCCACAUGUAUAAAACCGAUCGAGCCAAGUAUGAAUCCACUGCACGUAGCUGGACUCAGAAGUAUGCAAUGGGAUGA